AUGGCUCUGGAAAAGGCUACGACCAAGUCUCGCCCUGCCAAUCGCAGUCGGCCAGCCGCCAAAAACAACUUCAAGGAUGAAGAGGUAAUGCUGCUCUGGAAGAUCUUGAAGCUGAACCACAAAGAAAUUGAUAUCCCAGUUCUAGCCAAAGAGCUUAACCUUAGUGUUGGCGCUGCUCGCAUGCGUUGGUUCCGACUGAAGGCCAAACUCGACGCCUUCGAGAAGAGGGCAACCGGAAACGAGACCACCACCGCCACUGCUACUGCUGCUCCUGUCGAUACUACUAUGGAGGGCACGAAGGGAGCUGAAGAAACCGACGAAGCCGAAGGUAGCAACAAUGACGAGGAUGCUAAGUGA
This is a messenger RNA of Penicillium crustosum, 357 nucleotides long. RefSeq lists its product as uncharacterized. The record is from RefSeq and is a predicted model, not a curated record. Bases 1 to 357 code for a protein of 118 amino acids. NCBI's taxonomy places the organism in Eukaryota, Fungi, Ascomycota, Eurotiomycetes, Eurotiales, Aspergillaceae. The transcript is spliced from 2 exons.